GGCAAGCAACCAAAAUUAGGAUUAAGAAGGUUGUUGAAGAAAUUGAGAAAAAGUAGAGAAGAGAGCCAACACCUCCACCAUUCCCCUCUCUCUAUCUCUCUGACCGGCUACCACCCAUCAGCUGCCCCCUCAUGUGGGCCCCACCUUGCAAUCUCUGGAGGAUCUUUUAAGUGGAAAUAUGACCAGAAGCCGCCUCUCCUUUUUAGACAAGAGUAAAAAACCAUCUCCUUCUCCAUCUCUCUCUCUUUCCAAAACCCUAAUUCAAACAGACCCCCAAAAGAGAAACCCUUGUCUUAUCUCUCUCUUCCGGCUUCCUUCUUCUCUAGUCGUCCAGAUCUUUGGCUUGUUGCUGAUGUUUUACUCUCUUCCCUUCUCUUUCUGACAAUCUGUUCAAAGAGAAAAGGAGAAAGGAAGCAACAAGAAAGGUCUGUCUUCAUGCGCAGAUCAGAGCCUUAAAGACAAGGGUACUUCCUUCUGAAGAACUUUCCACCAUCUCACUCUAUUUACUACAUGGGUUCUUCUUCAGAUCUUCUUUAAUUGUCCUGUAAGUCUCUCUCUCUCUCUCUCUCUCUCUCUCUCUCUCUCUCUCUCUCUCUCUCUCUCUCUCCAUCCAUGGAUUCUGGUAACAGUGGGAGCAUGCAGUCGUCCAGCGGCGGCGAUGAAGAAUACGAUUCACGCUCCGAAUCGAUCUCCGCCUUCUUGAAUUCUUCCUGCCAUGGUGGUGGCCCCAUCUCAAACCCAUCUCCUCCGCCAUCUCAUCAGCACCACCCAUCUUUAUUCGACUCCCUCUCGAAUUAUCUAGACCCCUACCAAAGAUCACCACCCCCGCCUUCAAACCUCAACCCUCUCCUCAAUCUCGACACUGCUUGGUCCAGGGCCCCACCAUCAGACCCCAAUUGCACCGACAUCGGUACCCUAACGGCAUCAAUGACACCGGCCCCACCAAUCUCUUCCCUAGGAUCAACCGCCGGUUCAUUCCCAACCACCAACAUCGGCCCAUCAACACUCUUACUCUCCGAUAAUGGCAGUAGGCCAACGCCACCCACCGAUCACCCCACCGGCCGUAACCCAAAGAAGCGAUCCAGAGCCUCACGCCGUGCUCCCACCACAGUCCUCACCACAGACACAUCAAAUUUCCGAGCCAUGGUGCAAGAAUUCACAGGAAUACCAGCCCCGCCGUUCUCCGCUUCUCCGUUCCCUCGAGGUGGCCGGCUCGAUCUCUUUAACACUGCCUUAAGGUCAGGACUCUCCGAGCCCCUACCGCCUCCUUACCUUCUCCGGCCUUUCGCACAAAAGGUCCAGCGGCCACCUGCCUUCACCUCUCUUCCACUCAACUCUUCUUCUUCAAACAUGGUUGAUGCUGUUUCUUCUACUACUAAUACUAGUAACUACCAGCUUCCAUCUGAUUUAGGCCCACCUAAACACAAUCAUAAUCUACUAAACAUGCAGAAUUCAAUCCUAGCCAUUCAGUCCCUCCUCCAAUCUUCUCCUCCUAAGUGUCCAUUGCCUAAUCUACCCAUCUUCGGUGCAAAAUCUCAAGGACGGUCGAUGACGAAUCCGAUGAUGGAUGAAUUUGCUGGAAACCGUGGGUCCGUCGGCGCACAUCUUGGUUCACUUUCGAAUCUGACUACCUCAGAUGCAAUGCCAUUAAGAGGCAGCAAUUCUCCAAGUUGGGGCGAUGGAAUUGGAUUGAAUGAUGGUGAUCAAGGUCAUUUGAAGACUUUCAAUGGGAAUUAUGGGAAUCCACAGCAGGUUAGUAGCUGCAAGAUGAACUUCACAGCAUCGUCGUCUGAUUUCCAUACAGAGAAAGGGGCAGAGAAUGCAUCUUCAAGAGGUGAAGGUAUGGUGGAUUCAUGGAUCUGUUCUUCUGAUUAGAACAAGAACAAGAUAGAGCAAGCAAUGGAGCAUAGGAAAAAAAAAAAAGAAAAAAAGAAAAAAAAGAAAAAGAGGAGAUGUUGGUCCACUUCGUUUUGCACCAUCAUGACCAUAAAAAUGCAAUACUCUUUAUUAUUCUUCUAUGUAGAUAUAGUUCUCUUUUGUUCAUUUCCUUCUCACUAUACAUCCACAAAGACAUGAUUAUGAGGAUUUUGAUUUUCCCAA
This is a messenger RNA of Magnolia sinica, 2100 nucleotides long. Its product is annotated as proline-rich receptor-like protein kinase PERK12. The coding region runs from base 613 to 1875 and encodes 420 amino acids. NCBI's taxonomy places the organism in Eukaryota, Viridiplantae, Streptophyta, Magnoliopsida, Magnoliales, Magnoliaceae. The record is from RefSeq and is a predicted model, not a curated record. The transcript has a single exon.